AUGGCACCAUUAGGGGGCGACAAUGGGGACCGAGGGGAUCGGCGGGAGAGAAGAAGGAGGAAACAUAAGGAAAUUUGGCUGGCGCCUAAACGGCGACAACAAAUGAAAGCAGCAACAAUGGCGGGCAGCGCUAUGAGCGACCCGAAGGCUUGGCAGACUUUUUUGAUCGGAAAGUACUGGAACGAGGAACUUGAACGUAGCGCCAAAAGAUCGCGGAAAAAAACUGCUGUCAUUACACCAUUUGACCUUUUCGAAUACAAUGUCAUGACUUUUAGUCUUAAAAGCGCUGCUCAAAUUUUCCAGAGAUUCAUGGACAUCGUACUCCGAGGUUUAGAUUUUUUUUUCUGUUGCAUAGAUGAUGUGCUGAUAGCUUCGGCCAAUGAAUUGGAGCACAAAGAACAUUUGAAACAGGUAUUCAAUAGGUUGAAGCAAUAUGGCAUUUCUAUCAAUUUAAGCAAAUGCGUCUUUGGAACUCCAUCGGUACGGUACUUGGGGUACCGGAGUAAUUCUAGGGGAGCCAGUCCGAUACCAGAAAAAGUGGAGAACAUAAUAAAUUAUCUUAAACCUUGGAAAACGGACACUUCUGAGUCGGCUAGUGGAGCAGUACUCCAACAAAAGCUGACUGGAAUAUGGGAACCUCUCGGAAAAAAUUUACUCCACAGGAACAGCGAUACAACGGACCACAAACCUCUGACUUACGCGUUCCAACAAAAAUCCGAUAAAGCUUCACCGAGACAAUUACAACUUGACUACAUUGGACAGUUUACAACAGAUAUAACCCAUAUUCCAGGAUCUGCUAAUGAGGUGGUUGAUGCCUUGUCACGGCUGGACGUGAUUAGUCUGCCAGUCGUGGUAAGCACACAGCAGCUAGCCGAACAUCAGAAAACAGAUACAGAAUUAACACAGCUAUUACAGGGUAAUACAUCGUUAGAACUGAAAAAAUUAAGACUGGACGAUACAGUCGAGACUGUGUACUGUGACAUUUCAGGGGAACGUUUUAAGCACGUUCACAUAGACAUUGUAGGUCCUUUACUGCCAAUAGAUGGUUAUAGAUAUUGCCUAACCAUAAUCGACAGGUCCUCGAGGUGGCCUGAGGCGGUUCCCAUUAAGAACAUGGCAGCGAGUACUGUUGCGAAAGCGUUUUGUGAUGCAUGGAUCAACAAAUUUGGAGCUCCAGCUACAGUUGCAACAGACAAAGGAUCCCAGUUUGAAGAAACAGUUUUCAGGGAGCUUACAAAUUUAAUAGGCUGUAAGCAUAUUCAUACAAAACGGCAUACCACCCAGCCUCAAAUAGCAUGGUGGAAAGAUGGCACCGUUCUCUGA
Megachile rotundata (alfalfa leafcutting bee) is the source of this 1323-nucleotide messenger RNA. RefSeq lists its product as uncharacterized. Lineage: Eukaryota; Metazoa; Arthropoda; Insecta; Hymenoptera; Megachilidae. The record is from RefSeq and is a predicted model, not a curated record.